Messenger RNA from Cetraspora pellucida, 273 nucleotides. The record is from the annotation of a GenBank genome assembly. Lineage: Eukaryota; Fungi; Glomeromycota; Glomeromycetes; Diversisporales; Gigasporaceae.
AUGCAUAAUGAUAAUGGAAGACCUAACACUAAAAAAGGUUCAACCAAAUUUGGUAAAAAAUAUUGUACUAUUUCACUAUAUCUUUUAAAGUCACUAAUUGAAUCAUACGAAUAUGAACAAGUAUAUGUUCCUGAAAUUCUUGAAGGGUUACAUAAUCUUGUUCCUGCUAUGAAUGAUUAUUUUAAUCUUGUACCAACAGUUGAAAGACAAAUUAAAGAAUCUGAAUUAACUUUUAUUUUAUAUGAGUCUUUUGUUUUGCCUAAUAAAGAACGA